CUCGCAAUGUCUACGUUCUCGCUAGAGGCUCUCGACAGGCAUAUCGAGAACCUUCGCUCACAGUUGCAAUUUCUCAAUGAGACACUCGAUGCCACUGACCACAACGCACCCGACUGGCUCGCCACAAAUCUCGUGUCGCUGCGCAACAAGUCGGGCAGACUUCAAGAUGACAUGCAGAGGUUCAGAGACCAGAUAGAGAGCGAAGGACUUGGUGUGAAGAAGACUUCGACCAAGAAACAGAGGCUCAGCGUAGAGGGCAUGAAGCCAGAAAGCCCCACGCAUAGCUUAAGUCGAUCUGCCUCCCAGAAUCGGCCGACUUCUCCCACAAACCUCGGUGCUCACCCGCCACCCGAACCCCCGCAGCCCGAGGAUGGCUACGUUGCCCGGCAGGUAGACGUCACGGAGGAAGUCAAUCGGAGACUGCAUGAGAGCCGCUUGCGCAGACUCAUGGAUUCGCCAAGUACGGCUCAGAAGCGGAAGUACGAUGUGUUCGAGGAUACUAGGAUGGAGAGCGGUGGAGACACUGAAGAUGAUGGAGAGGGCCACUCUGAGAGAGAACGCAGUCCAGUGAAGAGGCUAAAGGCGAGCAGGGUGUUUGAGCCAGUGUUGAAAAGGAAGGAGGACCGGUUAGCCAGGGGUGAUACGCAUGAGAGAAAUGGGGACAGAGCAGAUGUCAAGAGGAGAAAGGUCUGGCCCUAUCCUGCAUAACGGGCUUUUCCUUCCAUUGUACGAUAGACGUCCGGUUGGCUGUGUAAGAUGCGAGACGUGCAGAAUUUGGGUUCGACAUGCCGCCGCUUGGCAAUGCUAUAAAAGAAACUGAAGCCUUUCAUGCUGCCGGGAGGAUAAUCCCCAAUUCUGGACAGAUUCGGCGUAAGUCAGCAUCAACGAGUAUUUAUUCCAAC
Trematosphaeria pertusa is the source of this 902-nucleotide messenger RNA. RefSeq lists its product as uncharacterized. Lineage: Eukaryota; Fungi; Ascomycota; Dothideomycetes; Pleosporales; Trematosphaeriaceae. Bases 7 to 708 code for a protein of 233 amino acids. The transcript is spliced from 3 exons. The record is from RefSeq and is a predicted model, not a curated record.